Molecule: messenger RNA, 3797 nt
Organism: Astrephomene gubernaculifera
Lineage: Eukaryota; Viridiplantae; Chlorophyta; Chlorophyceae; Chlamydomonadales; Astrephomenaceae
Source: the annotation of a GenBank genome assembly
ACUGGACUAACGCUACACGAACUUUGCAUAAUAUUGGCUGUGCGAAAUCGCUCUUGUAACUGGAGGACAAGUGAGCGCAAACCCACGCCCUAUCUGUUCCAUACUAGAACUCAUGAAAGAGUCUUAAGAAUAAAGUUUAUUGGGUUAUGCUGUUUGAGCUGUUCGCGACCUACGGUGCGCCGAUAUAGAUGCGAAAGCAGCGAGCAAAAUGUGCCUCUUUGGGUGCUGCUUCAAAGGGCAAAGAGAUAAAGCAGCUGAACAAAAAGAGGAGGAGCUUCCGCAGGCUCCUUCAGAACCUCCCUUGCCUACUGCUUCUAUAGGCUCUGUGCUUCCAACUAGGCGGACGGCGUCCGUGAAAGCCUGCUUGGGAAUUGAACAUUACUCCUUCAUCCAGGACGUUGGCACAAACAAUUACUAUGAUGCAAUCACACCAAACCCCGACUCGCUUGCGUCGGCAGUUGGGAGCGUGGCUGCGCAGGCGCGUUCCUCCCGCAGCGGCGCUGCGGCUACCGCUUCGGCCCCUGACUCGAGCGCCUCAGGCGAGGAGAGCAGCGACGUGCUUUUGUGUGUGUCCCCCGCGCUGCCACCAGCCAUGCGGCGACCCAAAUGGACUUCCGAAGACUACGUUGUAAUAGACGAGAUUCACAAGGGACACUCCUCCACCGUCUACAAGGCCCAGUGUCAGGCCAGCGAGCUGGUGGUGGCGGUCAAGGUGUACCAGCUGGGCGGGCUGCCGGAGCUGCAGCGGCUGCACCUGUUCCGGGAGAUCAAGCUGCACUCCGCGCUGCACCACAACCACAUCAUAGGCUUCUACGCGGCGUUCAUGGAGGGCACCAACGUGUUCAUCAUCCAGGAGUUCGCGGACGGGGGCGACCUGCUUGGGCUGCUGUUCAAGUACGGAGGCAAGAUACCCGAGACCGCCUUCCUGAAGCUGGUAGCGGUGCCGCUGCUGUCCGCGGUGCACCAUCUGCACAGCAAGGGCAUACUGCACCGUGACAUCAAGCCGGAGAACGUGUUGUUCACGGCGGACCGCACACCCAAGCUGGCGGACCUGGGGCUGGCCAUUGACAUGCGCGAGGAGCGGCCCAACAGCAAUGCAGGGACGCUGGACUACAUGGCUCCCGAGGUGCUCAACUGCCCGCUCAAACGCACCCCCCAGGAGAACAAGGACAACCCCUCGGCGCCCGGGUACGGACCCGAGGCGGACGCGUGGGCUCUGGGCGCUGUGACGUACGAGAUGCUGGUGGGGCAGCCGCCCUUCAAGGGCAUGACGGAGGAGGACACCACGCAGUUCAUCCUCACAGGCGAGUUGCGGCUGCCCAAGCUGCUGUCCGACUCCGCCAAGGACUUCAUUCAGCGGGCCCUGGCACGAGACCGGCUGGAGCGGCUGAGUGUGGCGGACAUGCUGCAACACCCCUGGAUCCAAUCAGCAGAGGCUCUGGAGGCCGCUCCGGAGCCGCUGGAAGUUGAGGAGCCGGACUUCCUGUCGUACAUCCCCAGCGGCGUCAACGCACUGGGCCCCAACCUAGGUCCCCUGCCCGACCUGAACGAGGAGUCCACAAGCGAGGGCGAGGUUGACGAGGACGACGAGAUCCUCACGCGCUCCCGCACCGGCGCCCUCUCCAACAUGGACGCCUCCUUCCGCAACGGCGCAAACAACGUUCCCACCGGCUCACUGCUCGAGUACGGCGCACUCAGCAUGCUGGGGGGCGGAUCCAGACACGGCGGCGGCGCCUUCUUCGCGGCCCCUAGUCGCCUAGGCAGCGGCCUCACAGCCACGGUGUUCCCGGGGAUGGGCGUGGGUGCUAGCAACAGCGCCAGGCUGAUAACGAGACUGGAGUCCAGCACGCAUGGAGGAGGCAGCCCCUGGCGUGUGCUGAAUGCGGGUGCGGGCGGUGGCGGCAGCUUGGGGGUGAGGGAGCUGGGAAGCGGGAACUCGAAUGUGCCGUUGGUCAUUGCGGGUUCGCCGCCGCCCACGCUGCUGGCGGUGGGCGGUUGUUCGCCGCCUGGGCCGGGCGCGUUACUGACCCGUGGGUCGAGCAACCUUAGUCGAUCAGGAAAGGGGAGUGUAUGAUGGUGGUGGUGGGGAGUCUCCUCGGCUGCGCGUAGGAUGGUGUGGGUUGGCAUGUCGGCGUGCGCAGUGGGAGCAGUGGCGUUGCGGUUGGUAGGUAGGAGAGGUUGCGGCUUGCGGGGCGCAAAAGGGGUCACAGCCUAUUGUGGCUUCUCGUCGCUCGUGUUCCUGGGGUCUCCGGCUUAUUUCGCUCAAGUAUACAAUGGUAGGUGGGUAGCAGACCGGCAAGGCUGGUUGGCCUGCAUGCAGUGUAGGAAAGGGUUGUGUAACGUGAAGUGGGUGGGGAGACAUGGGGUGUACUGCAAAGGGAUAGCCUCGUAGGGGUAGUGACGCGAGUAUGCAGGCAGGCUGGUAGGGAGGGAGAUGCGUGAGGGUAGGGUGCGCUGUUGCCCAAAACAGCGGUUGAUGGUUCACUGUUGCGCUUCAACGCACACCCGGUUUGUGUCCCCAGCGCUACAGGCAGGCAGUCCUUUGCGGCUGGGCGCUGUUGAAGGGCGGCGCUCCUGUUGGGGACUUGUGUUCGGAGGUGUUUGGUGAUCAUUGCUUGGGCCUGCCAGCUGAUGCUUGGGGAUACUCAAGCUGAGGCUGAUGCCGCCACAUGCAUCUGACCCUGCACUUCGUGUGGACGCUGGUGCUGGGUUGGGUUUCUCCUUAGUGAGCAAGUCCGUUGGCCUUUAGCACAAUGUGUAUGUUAAGCCGGCCCAGUCGUUGUCGUCUGCCGGGACAGCUGGUUGCGACGCCAGGCGUGAGCCCCAAUCGGUCUUCAUGAAGCGAGGUAUGAUGGGGGGCUUUAUAUGGGGCUGUGCUGCGUUUGAUAUGCAGCCGCUAUGUGUGUCUAGCACACAUCAGAUUCAGGUCCAUUGUACGUGUCUUUGACAAACACACAUACUGGACGCUAUACUGGGAAUGGGGGCCUAAUACGCCGGUUGUGCUAAUGCCCUUCUAUCUGCUGAGGCCUAUGUCAGGAUCGGCGUUUUGCAAGUAUAGUAUCUUUAGAUGUUGGUCUGCAACACUGCUGCUGCUGCUGCUGUUUGUCGCAUUGUACUGGUAUUGUGUUAUUGCUGCUAGGGACGGAUCGGGCCUUGGUGAGCGGGUGGGGAUGUCUGGCUGCUGCGCCGUCAACCACAUUCGCGCUCUGCGCAUUGGGUUGCUCUUGGUUUGGUGCCGGUUACAGGUACACUAUGCUGAAACUUUUCUGAAUCGGCGUUGCUUUCGUGCUGCUGUCGUGACCGCAUACCUUUGCACUCGACGACGCAAACCAAAACAGAUUGGUGCGUAUGUGGCUGUGACUUUUUAACCUCAUGCAUGCAUGUACGGAUGGAUGUACGGAUAAAUGGCAGGGAGUAGAUGUGGAGCGCCGCUGGAAUGGGUAGCUUUUAGGCUACAUGGCGAGCGCUGGAAAGGGGUGGAGGAAGGCGUUUAGGUCCGUAUGCAUUGAUGCAACGUGGCGCUAGGCGACGGACGGUUGGCCCGUAUGAUCGAGCUCCCGACGGCAACGGAAGGGGGGAUUAUUAGAUGUUUCUUAUACCGGUAUAGUGGAAGGUUUGCAUGCAUAUGAGUGGGUGGUCUGAUUGCCAUGAAGAACAUCUCGAUGCAGUUUUCCCUCGAGCACGCGAGGCGAGGCAUGUAGACUCGUCAACCAUAUGUUGAACUCGUCCUGCUCUUCAGGGGCUCAGCUCCAAGCGAAGGUCCUUUGCUCCUAGGUGUAACGCUCGGGUCGUCUUGA